AUGCUGCGUAUCAAAUCAGACACAUCAACUCGUGAUCAAAAAUAUGUGGCAUUAAAAUCAGUUGCAAUCGUUUCAAAAAUUCACUCAUUUGGCGCCGAUGUUAGUAUUACACAAUUAUUUAGAAAUGAUGAAAAUCAACCAAUCGAAGCUGUAUACUGUUUUCCAAUCGAAGAAAAUGCUGCAAUCUAUUCGUUUGUAGCAAAAAUCGAUGAUCGAGAAAUUCGUGCUCAAUUGAAAGAAAAAAUUCAAGCACAACAAGAAUAUACACAAGCCUUACAACAAGGUCAUGGUGCUUAUCUUAUGGAACAAGACGAAAAAUCACAAGACAUAUUCAUUAUCAAUGUGGGAGCACUUCUUCCUGGGAAAGAAUGUCAAAUUCAAAUUACGUAUGUAACUGAAUUGGAUCUUGUUAGUCGAAAUAAAAUUCGUUUUGUUGUACCAACAACAAUAGCACCACGCUAUAAUCCGUCAGUUGGUCGCUUUUCAUCUCCUGCUGGUACACAAGCAAAAUAUAUUCAAUCGGCACCGUACACAGUCGAUUUCCAAUGUCAAAUUGAUCAACUACGUGGAGAAAUAACGAGUGUUUCAUCGUCUUCACAUCCAAUUGCAAUUAAAUUUAAUGACAAAAAAUAUGAAAUAACAUUUGGUCAAAAGAAUACAUUCAUGGAUCGAGACAUUAUUCUAGAUAUUGAACUCUCAACUCAAACAAAUACAAUUUUAGCUAUUGAAAAUAAUAAUGAGCAUCAAUGGGCCUUAAUGACAUCAUUCAUACCUACGAAUGAAGAUUGUAGAAAAGCAUUUAGUACUAGCAACAAUAUCGACGAUGUUAAUAAUGAAUUUAUUUUUAUUGUUGACUGUAGUGGCUCGAUGCAAGAUGAAAAUAAAAUUGGUCUUGCUCGUCAAGCAAUGGUUUUGUUUCUCAAGAGUUUACCAGUCAACUGUCAAUUUAAUAUUAUCCGAUUUGGAUCUGAUUAUAGAACAUUGUUUAAUAAUGUGACUGAAAAAUACAAUGAACAAAAUUCAAGACAAGCCGAACAACUGAUUUCACAAAUGUCAGCUGAUCUGGGUGGAACUGAACUAUUGAGACCAUUGCAAUGGUUACAAAACCAGGCACCUGUUGCUGGUCAUUCUCGACAAAUAUUACUUUUGACUGAUGGAGAAAUUUCCAAUGUUACCGAAGUAAUGAAUCUUUGUCGAUCAAUGUCAACAUCAUCAAGAAUCUUUUCAUUUGGUCUUGGUCAUUCACCAAGUCGAUCGUUAAUUAAAGGUCUUGCUCGUUCAACGAACGGUCGAUUUACAUUUAUUCCUCCAGGAACAAGUGUCGAUAUUCAUGUUGCUGAACAACUUCAGAAAGCUCUUGAACCAUGUAUUACCAAUGUCAAAAUUAAGUGGAAUAUUUCUUCAUCAACAUCAUCCAAACUUCAAACUAUUCCAACUGUUGUUCCACCUGUUUAUGCUAAUGAUCGUCUUUUAUUUUAUGCCUUGGUCGAAAAUAAUCAAUUCGACCAUUUCACAACUGUUGAACUCUGGAAUCAUGAAGAAACAGUUCAACUUGGAUUAGCAAGAAUCGAUCGUAUACCAGAGACAAUAGACAAAGAUAAUCAAUUAAUAGCCCAUCUGGCAGCUAAGGCUCUGAUUCAAGAAAUUACACAUUCGAAAGAACAACAUCCAGGAUCUAAACAGCUCAGAGUUCAACAAAAUAUAGAAGAUGAUAGAAAAAAGCAAGCAAUUGCUAUUUCAUUGAAGUAUAAUAUUCUCUGUCCAUACACAGCAUUUAUUGGUAUUGAAACACGUACAGAUCCAUCAACCAAAAAUGUCAACUCCAACAUGGUAUUACGGGAGAUUCCAAUCGAAAUAUCAGCGGAUGAUAAAAUUAUGACCAGAUUACCAUCUUUAUUCGGUACGUUCGGCUCUUCAUCAAUUUCUAACUUAAACUAUAGUAGCUCAACGUCUUGCAACUAUCCUACUAUAUUACCACAGCAGUCGGAAUCAGGACCUUUUUAUCCUACAUAUUCCAAUAAUCAACAACCUUUUCAAUCAUCUUAUUCAACUGCAAUACCACCACCACCACCAACAUGUUCUUUUGGUGCAUCUCCAAGUUAUUUUCCAUCAUCUUUCGGAUUACCACAACAACCAUCGUUAUUUGGUUCUACUUCAUCGAAUGAUUCACUACUAACUGACAACUGCGUUAGCUUCUCUUUUGCAGCUCCAAACAGUGGAGGAGUAAAUUCUAUAUUUUCAUCGUCAAUGACUGAACAAAAAACAUGGCCAUCCAAUGAUCAAGAUAUUGUUCGUCACUUGAUCAAUUUACAAAAAUUUGAUGGACUUUGGAAUUUAAGCAAUGAUGAUAUUCAAAAUCUUUGUCAGAAACCUUUAACAUCUUUUCAUUCAAUUCUCAGUAACGAUUCGACUAUUCUAACAACUGCCAUUGUAAUCAUAAUCUUAGAAACUAAGUAUAGUGCCUUUAAGACAAUGUGGUUAUUUAUGAUAAACAAAGGAAGAAAACGUCUAAUAGAAUUGUUGGGUGAUGCAGAAAAAUUUGACAGAUUAAUCGAUGACAUCAAACAUCAAUUGUAA
Molecule: messenger RNA, 2577 nt
Organism: Rotaria sp. Silwood1
Lineage: Eukaryota; Metazoa; Rotifera; Eurotatoria; Philodinida; Philodinidae
Source: the annotation of a GenBank genome assembly